This is a messenger RNA of Strongylocentrotus purpuratus (purple sea urchin), 3753 nucleotides long. RefSeq names its product phosphatidylinositol 4-kinase beta (gene pi4kb). Gene Ontology annotation, biological process: phosphatidylinositol phosphate biosynthetic process; phosphatidylinositol-mediated signaling. Gene Ontology annotation, molecular function: 1-phosphatidylinositol 4-kinase activity. The coding region runs from base 469 to 3219 and encodes 916 amino acids. The transcript is spliced from 14 exons. The record is from RefSeq and is a predicted model, not a curated record. Gene Ontology annotation, cellular component: membrane; cytoplasm. NCBI's taxonomy places the organism in Eukaryota, Metazoa, Echinodermata, Echinoidea, Camarodonta, Strongylocentrotidae.
UUGACCUUAGCCGACUGCAUACUGCACUGCACUGGUGCUGGAAAAAAGGGUUUCGUGUUGAACGGUCACCUUCACACACACAAUAUUGUCGCACACUCUGCAUGCACAGUACACUAGUACACACGUACAUACAGCGUACAUAUAAUACAGCUUGAGUCAGUGUCUGCCAACUGCCAGGUAUAACGACAGACUCUACCAGGCCAAGGCGUAGAUCCAGGACCUGACCUGCAGAUGCUGAGCCGAGCAAGUUUGCUGAAAUUGCCGCUGGUACAAGUCACAUCUAAGUUAGAAAUAUACUCGAGAAAGAUCUAGUCUAGGUUCUAAUAAGAUGGAGUACGAAGCAAGAUGACAGAUGAGAUGAUUGCUGGCAGUGCAGACAGACAGGCUCGGUCUGUAGACAGGGUACACAGCCUUUGAUUCUGAGCUAGCUCUUGUAUGUGAUUGCGACAUCACUUGAAUGGUCUAGUGAUGAUUACCAUGGAGAAAAUUGAAGAAGUGGCCAAUCAAAGGCCUGGAGCAGGAGACUGUGCCUUGCCAAAUGGCAUCAUGGAUCACCACUUGUCUGAUCAGCCAAUAUCACCCUCCAAGCUCUCUAAAGUCGUGGAACAUAGACACAAGAAAGGCCAUACUUUGCCAGGUGUACAUGUAGUUAACGGAGAUAUGAACCAUGAGAGUAAUUCACAAGUGCAAUCUUCCCCAGACCACACUCUCUCCAGGAGAGGAGAGAAUGGUGACCCCUCCAUGAUAAGCUCAUCAGAUGAAAGAAGGAAUUCCCAGACCUGCAUGGACUACCCAGAUCAUGACCUUCUCAGAGACAUCAGAGUGGAUGGGGAAUCCCCUACCAGCAGUAAUGGUGUCAGAUGCUGUACCAAUGGGGAUUUUGUGUUGGACUCUGCUAAAAUGCCGGAGAGGCGAAAAAGUCGUGAACUGAGCUUGAGCCUUGGCUUGCCUCCUAGAGAUUGUGUUAUAAGGGAAGAGGAUGAAAACAGGACUGAAAAUGAUCCUAGACAUAGAUUGGUCUUAAAAGAUAAGCUCCCACCUCCCAAGGAAUCUCUGCUGUUAAGACUCUUUGAGUCAAAGCAUCUUGAUGCUUCAAUCGCCAUCACCCACUUGUACAAAUCCAAGGAACCAGGGGUACAAUCUUACAUUGCCAACAAGUUGUUCAGUCUUGAUGAGCUGGACUUUGACUUCUAUCUGCCUCAGGUUCUCAAUAUCUUCAUCCACAUACCAGAUUUAGCAGAUGUCAUUCGCCCCUAUCUCAUACACAGGUGUAAGUCAAGCAUUCACUUUUCCCUGCAUUUGGUAUGGAUGCUGGAAGCCUACAUGCCGGACUUGAACUAUCCCUCCCGCAAGCAGUCCCGAGGAGCAAAGCUUCGCAAGCAGAUUCUCUCCGAGGAACUCCGCCCCAAGGUGAAGCGGGAGUCGCUCUCUCUAGGAGCGUCGCAGUUCCCACCGGUGGACCUUCACAGUCCGACAUCGGUGGUUUCCCCCAAGAGGACCCAUUCAAGAUCCAGAUCAGAUGCCACAGCAACGAUCACACCAGAAAUAGUAGGAACAUUACGCCAAGGAGACAUGCGUCUGGGGGACCUCACAUCUGGUAGAGCCUUCGACAGCCAGUGCAACUGCUUUGACAGCUCCGAAAACAAGCUCAAUGAACUAACAGGGCGCCCUCAGGCAGUCAUUGAGUGCCAGUGCCAGGCCCCAAGACUGGCACCCAUGUUGGAAUUCCUUAAAGCUUUGAUGGGUAUCGGUAAGAAACUACAGGGUUUGCCCUCCAGAGAGUUGAGAACGAGCCAUUUGUUUUCUGAGCUUCAGAAGUUAAACCUGAAUCUCCCAGCCAGGAUCUGGGUUCCCUCAACCGCCUCCAAGAACCAUCACAUCGUACGCAUUCCACACACUGCCGGGGUAGUCCUCAACUCGAAAGACAAGGCCCCGUAUCUCAUAUACGUUGAGGUACUAGACUGUGAGAACAAGCACACUUCGCCCCUCCCGGCCAAGAUUCUAGAAAACACACUGCGGUUCACCAAGUCGGAGGAGAAUCUGAGCAGGUAUUUCCACGGUGAAUUGGCCCCGGCUACUCACACACCGCCCACCACGUACGCGGUUUAUCACAUCAAUGAUUCUGAUCAUGAAUGCUGGUCACAGGAAGAUGAUGACAUACUUCAGCAAUACUCAAGCUACUCGAAGAAGUCCAGCUCCAGCGAUACGAUAUCUCAGUUCUCUCACGAGAGUGUGACGAGUACCGACAGCAAGGAACCAGUUUAUAUCGCUGCCGGAGAUAUUAGGAGAAGGCUUGCAGAAUCCCUAAAAGCACCUUCCACUACGUUCAAGCAUGACCCUGAGGACCCAUCGGCCUCCGCACUGAAGGAGCCAUGGGACGAGAAGGAGAAACGCAUCCGGCAGUCGUCGCCAUACGGCCACCUGCCUAACUGGCGUCUCCUCUCUGUCAUUGUCAAGUGUGGUGAUGACCUGAGACAGGAGCUCCUCUCGUUCCAGUUCAUCACACAACUGCAGAACAUCUGGAGACAGGAGCACGUCCCGCUCUGGGUGCGUCCAUGCAACAUCCUGGUGACGUCCAAUAACAGCGGCCUGAUCGAGCCCAUCAUCAACGCCAUCUCCCUCCACCAGGUGAAGAAGAACAGCAAGAGUACGCUCCUGACCUACUUCCAUCGGGAGUUUGGCGGGCCCAGCUCGGAGAACUUCCUCACUGCUCAGAAGAACUUUGUGCAGAGCCUUGCGGCCUACUGCUUGGUCUGCUACCUGGUUCAAGUCAAAGACAGGCACAAUGGUAACAUCCUCCUGGAUCCAGAGGGUCAUAUCAUCCACAUUGACUUUGGUUUCAUCCUCUCUUCUUCACCCAAGAACCUCGGCUUUGAGGCCUCUCACUUCAAGCUCACACAUGAAUUUGUUGAGGUAAUGGGUGGAGUUGGAAGUGACAUGUUUGAAUACUACAAGAUUCUGAUGUUGCAGGGGUUGAUAGCAGCCAGGAAACACAUGGACAAGCUGGUUCAGCUGGUGGAGGUGAUGACAGGAUCUGAGCUGGCCUGUUUCAAGCAAGGUGCCAGUACGGUGAAGGCCAUGAAGGAGCGAUUCCACAUGAACCUGACCGAAGAACAGCUCCAGCUCUGGGUACAAAACAUGGUGGAGUCCAGUAUGCAUUCUCUCACCACCAGAUUGUAUGACGGUUUCCAAUAUCUCACCAACGGCAUCUUCAUCUAGACUUCUCUCUAUAAACCAGAAUGCUUGUUUGUUGCAUAGCCAUGAGGACUCUUCGCUGACAUCAUUUUAUGUGUUGGUGUAGUGGUUCAUUCACUUGACUCUCAAUCCAGGGGUUAAGCAUUCAAAUCCCAGCCAAGCGAUAAGAUCCUUUGGCAAGACAUAGAUACACAUUGGCCACCUCCACCUCAAGAUAAAUGGGUUACGAUGCGCUAGAACGCUACAUAUAUGGCUGCCAGCUACAUGUACGACCGGGGUGAUUAUGCUGGAGCACCAGGAGUGAUGCGGCGCAAUGGACUUGCGUGAUAAAGAAGAAACCACCAUUAUUAUUGUUAAUUCAAACAGGGUCGUCCACUCUCAUAUCAGGUUAGACUAAGAAUGAGGACUGCGUUGUAGAACAGGGGGUGUUUCACAAAGAUCCUAGGUUGAACAUAUCUCUAAGUGUUGGACUUAACAUUUAUGGAAAGCCGUUAGCAUCUAUGAAAAUAUUCUGUAAAAUUUAUUUCCAAAGGUAUAAAAUGUUGAUUCAAAUCAUUC